Molecule: messenger RNA, 1330 nt
Organism: Stomoxys calcitrans (stable fly)
Lineage: Eukaryota; Metazoa; Arthropoda; Insecta; Diptera; Muscidae
Gene: Hus1-like
Product: checkpoint protein HUS1
Exons: 3
Coding region: 353-1204 (283 amino acids)
Biological process (GO): mitotic DNA replication checkpoint signaling; mitotic intra-S DNA damage checkpoint signaling; nucleotide-excision repair
Cellular component (GO): checkpoint clamp complex; nucleolus; site of double-strand break
Source: RefSeq, a predicted model, not a curated record
GACUUUGGGAUCCCUAGUAUCAACCUUGUUUUUAGUUGUGAGUUGUGUAUUAAAUUAAUAAUUAAAGGAGAUUUUUUCGAAUCUUUAAUUUUGCAUUGUUAUAGAUGUGGCUCGAUGUUUCUUCAUGGUGAAAAUAAAAGGGAACAAUAGGUUCUGGCAAUUUCCUACGCAAUAUGAAGAAAGGUUUUUCCACGCACUUGGAGGAGCAAAUUAAAAUGUUUUUUUAUUUUUCACUUGGUAAUACUUUUAUAUCUAAACAUGACGGAAGCCCGGAUGUUUCAUUUCUCAUUUUUAUUUUGUUGUACGUAUAUUAAGUCGAACCCAAACACUGUAUACAACUAAAGGGGUCAUCAUGAAAUUCAGGGCUGUUAUGGAAGAUGCCGAAUACAUGCGGGAAUUUCUCAAUAUUAUUGUAACACUCUCCAAAUUGACCAAAGAAUGUGUCAUCAACAUAGAGAAGGAUAAGGUCCAUUUCAUAGCCAACGAAGAGUCUGGCACCACAGCGCCUUUGGUAUGGGUUGACAUAGAUGCAAAAUUGUAUUUUCCCGAAUAUCAUUUGGAGUUGCCGGACAAACAUCAUUCACAAAUAAUGCUUUCUGUCUCACCAGCCAACCUUAGUCGUGCGUUUUCUUCGUUGCGCUCCAAUGCACGCCAUUGUAAAUUGAAACUGCUGAACUUGCAGUUCCCCUGCCUGCGUGUCGAAGUGGAUGUCUUAACACAAAAUUCAAAUCAAAUUCGUAACACUUCACACGAUGUACCGGUUACCGUAAUACCUCGCAGUGACUGGGAUUUCUAUGAAUUGCCCCAGAAACCAAAUUGCAAGUUGGUGUUAAAUGUUCCCUCGAAUCGUUUGAUGCGUGGCCUCAUUGAUAAAAUAAAAAAUCUCUCGCCAACAGUUAUAUUUUACGCCACUUCUGGCGGUGAAAUGAAUCUGGUGGCCGAAACUGAACUGGCCACCAUUACUACUAGGUACAAAAACUUGGAUAUAAAGGAGUUGAAUCCCUCGGAGGACGAAAGGCAUAAGCAACAAAUUGAGGCAUCGUGUUCGGUGGAUUGCAAAAAAACCUCUAUAUUUUUCUCUGCACUUCAGGUACCUACAGGUGAACUGGCCUGUGGCAUAGAUGAUGAUCGUCUAAUACACUUAGAAGUCAAUAUAAGACAUGGAAUUGCUAUUCAUUCCAUUUUGCCAGCUGUUUGUAUGUGAAAUGGGGAAUCAUGGUCUUGAAAAACGCAGCCUACAAAGUAUAUUUAGUUAUUUUUGUAAAAAUUUCGUUUGAUUAAACUUUGUUAAAUACAAAUAAAUAAAAAAAAGGAAUAAUGAUAUUGACAA